AUGACACAUAAAGCAGGGAUUGAGGGAGUUGAAAAAUUAUUCAGGGAUCUUAUGGAUAAUUUUGAUCUAUUGGAUCAAGGUUGCAAAAGAUACAAGAGAGCAAAAUUAGACCCCAAUUUCACAGAAUAUCUACUGCGGAUCGGCAAUGGAACAAAGCCAGUAAUAAAGGAUGAAAAUGUUGAGAUACCUUCAAAAAUGCUCAUUAGAUAUUCCACUGAAGAAGAAUCAUUAGCUGCUCUAAUCAAUAUAGUGUAUCUAGAUUUUUCAAUAUUUGCUAGCAGCAACUAUUCUGGAAUCAAUAGAUCUAUCCUGACUACAGAGAAUGAUUUCGUAGAUGAGAUCAAUGAUUCUCUAAUUCAGAAAUUUCUAGGAGAUUCUUUUGACUAUAUAAGUCAUGACACAUGCCUAGAUCCUUCUCAACAAGCAAUUCUAGAAGAUUUCAUAAAUAGCCUCGCGCCUAAUGGGUUACCUCCACACCACUUAACUCUAAAGCAAAAUACACCAAUUAUGUUGCUUCAGAACAUUGAUCCACCUAAGGGGCUAUGUAAUGGCACUGGACUUGUGUGUAGAUCAUUGAAAUCUAAUGUAAUAGAUGCUGUUAUAAGCUCAGGUGAAUUCAGUGGAAAGCAAGUAUUUCUACAUAGGAUUUGCUUUAGAGUUGAAGAUGAUCCAACUUGUCCAAUCUCCUUUGAAAGGAUACAAUUUCUAGUACAGCUGUGUUUUGCAAUGACUAUCAACAAAACUCAGGGUCAAACUUUAGACUUUGUUGGCAUAUAUCUUCCUGAGCCUAUAUUUUCACAUGGCCAACUUUAUGUUGACAUUUCAAGAGCUAAAAGUAGCAAUUCUGUAAAGGCCCUUAUAAGACCUCUUAUACAUAAUAUUACAUUAGACAAUUUGACUCCAAAUAUAGUCUAUCAAGAAGUUUUGCACUUGGCUAAUGCAUAG
Coffea eugenioides is the source of this 945-nucleotide messenger RNA. RefSeq lists its product as uncharacterized. The record is from RefSeq and is a predicted model, not a curated record. Bases 1 to 945 code for a protein of 314 amino acids. NCBI's taxonomy places the organism in Eukaryota, Viridiplantae, Streptophyta, Magnoliopsida, Gentianales, Rubiaceae. The transcript has 2 exons.